AUGAGUGAAAAAUUUCAGGAGAGUGCCGUUGAUUUGAAGGGUGCUGCAGAAGAAGAUUGCGCUAUUUUCGAUAGAAACAAUGGUAUUUUUAAUUCUACCGAAAAGGAUGAAUCUUCAGAAUUGAGUGCCCAUGAAAUUGUUAAGGGGAACCAUUUGGUAGAUGUUGUUAAUAGCGCAGAUAUAGAUUUACAUGGAUAUAAAAUUAUUGAUGAAAAUUCAACAAAUAAGAAUAUCAUAGAAGAAUCUGGUAAUAAUUCAACCCACCCUUUUGAUCCAGAACACCCAGAAGAUAUAGGAAACUCCCAGAACAGAGAACCACCAGAAGAGCCAGCGGAAGAUCAUUAUGAAAUUGAAAUGGAGGACGACUGCGAAUUUGAUAAAAUGAUUACGGAUAGAAGCUAUCUUCCUGAUUCUAUAGAAGAAGAAAAUAAUGAAGAUGAUUCCAAGUGGGACGACACUGAGAAAACCCUAGAAGAAGAUGCGACUGAGAAUGAGCGGUCUAAGAAAAACAAAAGCUUUUCAUCCUUAUUUACUACGUCCGGAAAAUCUGCAAUUUCAGAAGUGGGUUUGGUGCCUGACUUGUCUAAAUGCAAAAAAGGCCAAAGCUUCAUGCUUUACCCAGCAAAAUCUAAAGAACGGGGAAAGUUGAUAGACGCUAUCAGAAAAAAAGGUGAUGCGGUAUAUAAUAGCGAUGCCGAUUAUAAUAAAGGCAAUUUAAUAACAGUUAGGAGGGUUCAACUAGGCCAAACCAAGACGGCAGCAGAUUUUGAAAACUGUCCUGAGUGUGACGGUUCUUAUGCAAAGAGCAACAUCCGCCACCACUACCCAAAGUGCACAGGAAGACCUCCAACAAGUUCCAGGACGCUUCUACAAGAAGCCCGACGAAAAGUGCAGCGAUUUCAUCAGGAUGCAUAUUCAAAAAUGCGGAGCCGUAUCCUAACCAUACUGAAUGCCGGUGAAAUUUCUGCUGUCAUCAGAUAUGACCGUUUAAUCAUUUUACACGGGAAUCUGAUGAGUGUGCGACACAAAGAGCAUCACCAGGACGUUCUUAUAAGUGCCACUCUACGUCUGGGGGCACGCUUUCUCGUAACGUUGAGAAGCGUAGAAAAAAAUGUGGUUGAUCUCGCAUCGGCAUUCAAUCCCACAUUAUUUGAAAAAGUAAUGAUGGCCAUCAACAUAGUCGGUGAAUUCAAUGAAGAAAAGCAGACAUACAACAAACCCUCCAAUGCUUCGAACCUCGGAACUGUACUGCGAAAAUGCGGGGAAAUUUUAAUAAUGGAGUAUAUUAUUUCACAAGAAAAAACAAAAAAAGAAUGUGUAGAAGACUUCUUGAUCGUUUUUAAAGGGAAAUUUGGAGUGUAUGUUAACAAGAAUGUCGCAGAAACAUUUAAAAACAGAAAGAAGGAAAAAAGAGUAGAGCUUCCAUCAGUACGAGGAAUUAAAAAAAAAUACAGUUACCAAUCAUCGGUGCGUGUCUCCGAACUUGUAUUACUCCAGCUUCUUGUGUUUAAGAGGCGUAGAAGUAGAGAAAUAUAA
Molecule: messenger RNA, 1536 nt
Organism: Belonocnema kinseyi
Lineage: Eukaryota; Metazoa; Arthropoda; Insecta; Hymenoptera; Cynipidae
Exons: 2
Coding region: 1-1536 (511 amino acids)
Source: RefSeq, a predicted model, not a curated record